GGAAAUUCACCUUUUCAGACUUCAGUCUCGUGAAGCAGCGUGUUUGUGUUUAAAUUAGUUUGUUUUCAGACGUGUUCUGGUAACGUGUUUCGUUAGAAGUGCUUUAUGAGAAUGUGAACUCAUCUUUUGGAUUAUAGCGGAAGUUUUUGGAUCUGUAUGUUUGUUUGCUGCUGAUGUUUACUGUGGUCGCUUCGGACGGACUCGUGAUCGCCAUCAUCGGUCGAUUUGAUCUAAUCAAAUGUUAACCGUUUAACCGGAGCAACAGAUUGACGGACCGCGACACUGAAAGCAGAUGCGGAUCCCUAACGGUUUGAUUUCUGAUGGAGUUAUGCAUUUAUAAACGAUAACUUUUUGCAGCUGUGUGAAAGCAACGUAACUGGAAAAUCAAACCGAUUAACCGCGACAUGAUUGAUCGGUGUCCCGUUAUAUUCUGUUCCGGUCUGAAGAGCGCUUCCUCGUGUUAAUAAUGCUUUGACCGGAGUGACUGAAGUAAAUAGGACUAAGUGGUUUUUUUUUGUUGUUUUUUUCUUGUCCGGUCAUGUGUUCACUGAAAGCUCUUCAGGACUGGUGUGGAGAUGUUUGUGAAGGUUACUCUGAUGUUCUCAUCACAGACAUGAGCUCCUCAUUCACAGAUGGACUGGCUUUCUGUGCGAUCAUCCACAAACACAGACCCGAUCUACUAGAUUUUCACUCCUUGUCCAAACACAACUAUUAUGAGAACAUGCGUCUGGCGUUUGACGUUGCGGAGCGUGAGCUGGGAAUUCCUGCUCUUUUAGAUCCGGAUGAGCUGGUGUCUGUGGAGGAGCCGGAUCUACUGUCCAUCAUCACUUAUGUCUCUCAGAUCUACAGUGUCUUCAGAAGAAACUCUCACGUCAGUCAGAAGAUUCCUGUGAACAAUGAAUCCAGCAGCACCAAAACACAAGAACAGACACACACUCUGUUCUCAUCAGAUGUGGUCAGAUCGUCAGAUAAAAGAGUCUGUAGUGUCUGUCACACGUGUGUUCAUCUCAUUCAGAGGGUUUUGGUGAAGGGACACCUGUAUCACCGCUCCUGCUUCAGAUGCAGUCGCUGUCGUCGCUCUCUGCUGCCGAUCUCUUUCACAGUAGACAGUGAGACGGGUUCACUGCAGUGCAGUUAUCCCUGCAAACCUGCUUCUGAUCACGACCGGCCCGCAGAUCAAUACUCACAGAACGACACCAGUGAGACGGACGGUGACAGGAGUGAGACGGAUGGAGACAGGAGUGAGACGGACGGAGACAGGAGUGAGACGGACGGAGACAGGAGUGAGACGGACGGAUACAGGAGUGAGAUGGACAGAGACAGGAGUGAGACAGAUGAAGACAAAAUUAAUGAUGGACAUCUCUCCACCUCAUCAGAGACUGACAUCCAAGAACCUCUCAAACAUGCUCCCAGAAAGAGGGUGGAGCCUCAGGAACCUCCUCGCCCCACCCCCAGAUCACCAGAUCAUCGCCCUGACAACGUCUUGUCUCAGAGCACUGUUCGUAAGGAACAUCCCUGGAUGAAGCUGGUUGAUCCGGGUCCUUGGUCUCGUCUUCCUCCGGCUCCGGCUCCGGCUCCGGCUCCAUCCGCUCAUUCCCGCCACCGGCCCGUGACCUUUAACCCCUUCCUGGAGGACGAGUCCAAGGAUGAAGAGAAAAACCCUUUCAGUUGCGAAACCUCAGUUGCACACAAACCCCAAACCUCAUCUUCAGUUCCCAGCAUGCACCAGGCUGCAGCUCCUGUUCAUGGUUUCCUGCUCAUCAAGAGGAAGGUGAUCACAGACACACGCGUGUCAGAGAAGCAGGUGUGUGAGGAGCAGAAGAAGCUGGAGGAGCGUCUGCUGGAGCUGGAGAGGAGAGGAGUGCAGCUGGAGACUGAGAUGAGGAGACGCACCAAUGAGCAUCUUCUAGUCGACUGGUUCCUUCUGAUUCAUGAGAAGAACAUGUUAGUGCGCAGAGACACAGAGCUGGUGUAUAUGGUGAAGCAGCAGCGUCUGGAGGAUCAACAGGCUGAUGUGGAGUUUGAGAUCAGACGCCUCUUUAACAAACCAGAGCAGGACUGGAGCUCUGAUGACAAACAUCAGGAAGAUCAGCUGAUGUCACGCCUGCUGUCAAUCAUCCAGCAGAGAAAUGACAUCAUCAGCAGCCUGGAUCAGGACAGGCAGAGGGAGGAGGAGGAGGACUCGAUGCUGACUGCUGUGAUCCAGAGGAUGGAGUUCCUGACACAGACGGACAAACAGCUGGACAAAUGCAGCAGGAGCUUUAAACGCCUUCAAAUGUUCAAGAAAUCCAGCUGUAAGACUGAAAACACCAGCAGAAGAAAGAAGAAAAACAGCUGAAGAACAGAAAGAGCCUGUUUAUUAAAUAAUGUCCAAAACUGGAAAAUAAAAACACCCAUCAGGACAAACUGAACUGUUUAUUUAAAAGUUCAUAAGCAUGUAGCAUGGCCACAUCUUAUCAGUUUUUAUCAUUUCUAUCUUCAAUUGUAUUCAUUUUUAUACUUAUUUAUUUGUGACAUCAUUAUGUGUUUUUGUUUUUAAGCUAAGAUGUGUUGAGCAUUAGUUAUUGCACGCUUCCCAUUCAAACCACAAUCUCAUCAUUGCAAGCCCUCCAGCUAAGCAACAUCUUAGCAACAUGUUUAGUGAAUAAGCAACAUCUCUUCCUGUUGUCUCUACUAGUGGGAAAAAAUAAGCUUUUCACAGCUUUAAAUCAACUGAACAAAUUGCUUAGUAUUUGAUUCACUAUUUCGAGCUGGUGACGCGCUGCUGGUCAAAAUUGUGUAAAUGCAACUAAAACUCACCCGCAAGCUCAGUCUAUGAAUUAGCAAAUCAUUAAAUGGCAUUAAAUAUGACGUUUCUGUAACAUUGUCCUUGUUUUAUUAGACAGGGCUUGACGGUACAUCUCACUCUCAU
Messenger RNA from Sinocyclocheilus anshuiensis, 2911 nucleotides. RefSeq names its product MICAL-like protein 1. Bases 539 to 2338 code for a protein of 599 amino acids. The record is from RefSeq and is a predicted model, not a curated record. The transcript has 14 exons. Gene Ontology annotation, molecular function: protein binding. Lineage: Eukaryota; Metazoa; Chordata; Actinopteri; Cypriniformes; Cyprinidae.